AACGCCUUUCUUUACCAACAGCUGUCUUCAUAUCUCCUCUCUCUAGAAACCCUUAUAUGUCUUCGGCUGAAGAACAAGAAGAAGAAGAAGAAGAAGAUCCUUUAGCUAAAGAAGAUCAUGAUGAUGAUGAUGAAGCGAACAAGAAGACAAUGACCUCCACUCACUUCACUAUUCUUCUUAUUACUAUAACCUAACGCAACCUCUUUGUUUGCUUACGAUCGAUGAUGAUCAACUCCACGCCAGAUCUCAAACGACCUAAGUUUGAAACCCUCACCACCACGAUCGAUCAACAACACGACAACCACCUCAAGCAGACACCGCCGCCGUUGUUGCUGCUGGACGAGCCGCGGCGACUGUUCCAACGCCUAUGGACCGACGAAGAUGAGAUCCAACUUUUGCAAGGUUUUCUUCACUAUUCUUCACAGCGAGGAUUUCCAAUCGGAAACUCGUGGUCAAAUCAUCAAGAUACAACCAUGUUCUACGAACAGAUAAGAGGCAAGCUUCACCACGAUUUCAACAAGAAUCAGCUCGUACGGAAGCUACGAAGGAUGAAGAAAAAGUAUAGGAACGUCGAAAGCAAGAUCCGUUCUGGAAAGAAUUACGCCUUCAAAAGCCCUCACGAUCAACUCACCUUCCAGAUCUCUCGCCGAAUCUGGAGAGAAAAUGGAAUAGCACAUACUCUUCUUCAUCAUCAACAUGCUGAAACAAAUCUCAAUCAAAUCCCUCCCCCUCCUCCUCCUCAAAACGGAAUUCAAGAAAACAACAACAGAUCCGAGCAGUCGAGAAAACGAUCAAGAACAGUGAAACUGGAAGAAGAACAAGAAGAAGAAAUUGCAGCAGCUCCAGUUCGAACUCCAAAUACUACUACUACUACUGUAAGUUCAAUGGCACUGAAUUCUCUACCAUUCGGAUUACUGAAUUUUGAAGACUUCGACAAGAACACAAUGUCAGAUAAGUGGAGAAAACAGCAGAUACUGGAAUUGGAAGUUUACUCUAAGCGUUUAGAAUUGAUUCAAGAUCAUAUUAAAUAUGUAUUAACAGAUCUCAUUUCCAUUGAAGGAUCAAAUCAUCUUUAAAGUUAUUAUGAAUGAGAGUGUACUUCAAUUUCUGCAAAUUUUAGUCUUUUGUUGUUACUGUCACAUAUA
This is a messenger RNA of Impatiens glandulifera, 1145 nucleotides long. Its product is annotated as probable transcription factor At3g04930. Gene Ontology annotation, cellular component: nucleus. The record is from RefSeq and is a predicted model, not a curated record. Gene Ontology annotation, biological process: regulation of DNA-templated transcription. The transcript has a single exon. Bases 222 to 1076 code for a protein of 284 amino acids. NCBI's taxonomy places the organism in Eukaryota, Viridiplantae, Streptophyta, Magnoliopsida, Ericales, Balsaminaceae.